AUGGCCACAUAUUUUGAUCUUAUCGUUCGACCAAAUGAUUCGAUUAAAUCGAAAACUACAGGAAAUUUUCUUAAAUUAUCAAAUCCACCCGAUGAUUUAAAAGUUCCUAAUGAUUGGGAUGUUAAACCAGGUGAUGUACUUUCAUGGAGUACUUAUAGAACAACAGAAACUUAUUUUAUUACAAAUGAAAAUACACUUUUAAAAAAUCCAGAUACAUCUGGUGCUGGUUAUUUAACAAUUCCACUUUCAAUUAGUUCAUUAUUUCUUGAUGCUGUUAAUUAUUUUUCUUCUGUUUUAAAUUCUAUUGGUCGUAAUAAUGUUACAUCAAUUGAACUAGCACCAACAGAUUUAUUUUUUAUUUCAUAUUUUUCAAAUGAACCAUUUCCAACAUCAAUUAUAAAACGUAAUGAUAUAACAUAUUCAUUUGAUCCAAAUGAUGAAAUACUUUAUGUUAUAAUGUCAUCAAAUUCUAAUCAAUAUCAAUAUUUUCCAUUGAAUACAACUAAAAUGGAUGAUAUUAUUGAAUGGAUUUUAAUAGCAAGUGAACCAAAAAUUAAAUUAAAUGUUACAUUUAAUUUUUAA
Molecule: messenger RNA, 582 nt
Organism: Rotaria sordida
Lineage: Eukaryota; Metazoa; Rotifera; Eurotatoria; Philodinida; Philodinidae
Source: the annotation of a GenBank genome assembly